AUGCCUUAUGAGGAAUGGUUGAGGAAGUUGGGUAUGUUAGCUUCUGUGGCUGCAAUGUAUUCUGAUUCUGAACUGUAUUUGUUGAUGUCAGGCAAUGGCUUUGUUUCCUCCGGAUUCUUUAAAAAGUCUGUAAUAAUAGAUCUGGCAACUGGGUUUGCUUCUGGCAUCUCCAUGCUGCCAAUUAAUUCUGUGACUUUCUGCUUUUGGCUUAGAACAGGGACAUCCAACUCCCGUGAGACUGCGAUCUACUCACGGGGGGGGGGGGGGACUGGCAGCCAAAGUUGUUCAGCUUCUUUUAGAGAGGAAAGUUCCAUUUUAGGUGUUAAGGCCAAGCUUGUUGAGUCUUUUUUAUGGAGAAAAUCUCCGUUAUUAAGGGGAAAAUGUCAGACUAUAGUAAGAGGGAGAGGGGAUUAG
Molecule: messenger RNA, 414 nt
Organism: Podarcis lilfordi (Lilford's wall lizard)
Lineage: Eukaryota; Metazoa; Chordata; Lepidosauria; Squamata; Lacertidae
Source: the annotation of a GenBank genome assembly